CGUUGCAACAUGAUUGGUUCAUUGUGUUAACUGCAUCCAAUAAUUGUUGAUGUUACAGAAUGAAAGGAAGUCCUGCAAAAAUUAUAAACACUGCACAAAGAGAGUCAAACAGAUUGCAGUUUACAGUCCCAUACUAAGCCAUAGGCUAAUUUUUUUUUUAGGUUGACUACUUGUCGACCAGAGCUAAAAGAAAGUAUGAAUCAGAUUAAACAAGAACCCUGGGAUGCCAGCUCUGAUUAUCAGGAUUAUCAAUGGAAUAGCAAUGCUCAGAUGUCUGUUUCUCCUUACUACAAUCCUGAAAUCCUAGCUAGUCAGUUUAAGGUUGAAGCUGAAGAUGAUAAUUAUUCCCAAUCUUCAAAUGGAGCACUGCAGUCUGUUUCUAAAGAGCCCAAAAAGCGUGGCAGACCCAAAAAAGUCAGAGAAGAAGGGGAAAUUGAAGGUAAACCAGGUGAGAAAAAGAUCAAGCAAGAAACAGUAACAGAUCACCUGAAUGUUGUGAAGAAGAAAAGAGACAGGUUUAAUGGAACACCAGAGGAAGAAGUUCUGUUAAAGCUAUUACCUGACCACCUGGCACCCAAUCUAGAUAUACUCAUUAUUGGGAUAAAUCCGGGCUUGUUUGCAGCAUAUGUUGGUCAUCAUUAUGCUGGUCCUGGUAAUCAUUUUUGGAAAUGUUUAUAUCUGGCUGGGUUAAUACCAGAGCCAAUGAAUGCUUAUGAUGACUACAAACUGCUCAAUUAUGGAAUUGGUUUCACAAACAUUUGCGCCAGAACAACUAAAGGAAGUGCUGAUCUGAAAAAACAUGAAAUACGAGAAGGAGCAGAAAUACUGAGAAAAAAAAUUGUUUUAUACAAACCCAAGAUAGCUGUGUUCAAUGGAAAAGGCAUUUAUGAAGUCUUCAGUGGCAACAAACAUUUCAAUAUAGGCAAGCAACCAGAAAAGGUUGAAGGAGCUGAUACAAUUCUUUUUGUCAUGCCCUCAUCAAGUGCCAGAUGUGCUCAGCUCCCCCGAGCUGCAGACAAGGUGCCAUUUUAUUUAGCUUUAAAGAAGCUACGUGAUCACUUAAGAGGGGAUCUGGCCACUCUAGAAGAGUCAGAAGUUGUUUUUCCUGUUGUUGACCAUAAAUCCAAAUCUGAAGUGAAAGAUGAAGUGUCUGAUGAUGAUGAUGACUCUAGAAUGUCUUUAGGAGACUCAUCUAAGGAGAUGACCCUUGAGCAAAUUCAGAUGCAGGCGGAAUACAUUGAAGCCCUGGCAGCCAGUGCUGAAGGAAAAGACAUUCCGAUGGAGAGCUGGGGAGGCAGAAAACUAAAAAGUCAAAGGUUAAUGAGAGCAGACAACAGUAUAGACACAGAGGCCUCUGGCUCUGGGGAUGACUCUUCAUUGCCUUUCUCCACUCACUUUCAGCACUACCAAAGUGAUUUGAAUUUGAAAGCGUCCCAGCCAUCUUCCACAUAUGGCUUGACCCUUGGCUUGGACAUAAAGCAGGAAGAGCCCUAUGAUGCAGAUGAGUUUGGGCCCGUUGUGGUAAACGGGCCUGCUGCUCAGAAGGUGAGCUUAGAGCAGAGUGACUCUGACCUGUACAGGUCAUCUUCUCCACAGUACAUUAGCUUAGGAGAGACGCCCGGACGAAAAACAGUCACGGCGCUGCCAUACUCAACUAAUAAAAAUCAGCAGAGUGUACAGUCAUCUCCAAUGCAGCAUUCAUCAGUGGGGUACAACCCUUCAUUUUUCAGUCAAAACAGAAGCAUGUAUCUUCAUGACACACUGGCUAGAGUAAAUAGUCAACAUAAUGGCUCAAGCUUUUCACAGCUUCAGUCUAGAACUAAUUGUAAAGAGCCUAAAUCUCAUUAUAUUAAUAUAUAAAAGAGAGUAGUCUUAAAUUGCUUCUGAUUUUAACUUAUACAUAACGAGACAGCAUGACAAAAAUAUAGUGUGUGUAACUUAUAUUUAAUAUUUAUAAGUAUUUGACAAAAUAUAGUAUGUGCUACUUUCAUUCAGUCUAAAUUAUUGAAGUUGUCUGACAAGUAAAUAUUAACAUUUGCCAAAAACAUAGUUUUUUUUUUCUAAACUUUUCAAUAGUUUUCUUCAAAGAAGUACCAUUUAAACAAUUAUGAAUAUGCUAAAUAUUUUUUUUACUUAUGGUAAAAACUUAUAAACAAAACAUGUAAAUAUGUAGUUUAUUAGUGAAACAAUAUUAUUUUUUAAAAUGGCAUUAAAUAUUUAUUUUAUCUCAUUUACUAUUUAUAAUUUUCAGAAACUCUAGUCAUUGAAAAGAAUCUUCUGUAGACUUGAAAUUUGUUCUUAUACAUUGAAACAUGAUUAUAUAUUAGUAUUUUUUUUUACUAACAUAUUAAUAUUUAAAUAGUCCAGGCUAUUUAUUUUUUUUUUACUUAUUGUUAGAAUAUGUACUAAUUUGUUAUUGGUGAGGGCAUGCAGAAGAAGUAAUUGCAUUGCUUACAGUUUACAGAUCUUAGUGCUUUUUUUUAAGUUAUUUUUUUUUUUUUGAUAAUUUAAUUUUUUUUUAAGCAGUCUUUUUUUUUUACUUCGAACAACCUUAGUUAAAAAAAUUUCAUUUUAGAAAUUUUAUUUUCAAAAAGUUUGUAUGAAUUCAUGUGUGCCAAGUUUUAUUUUAUACAAGGGUAAACAUUGGGGCAAGGUUUUUUUUUAGUAGACUAAGAAUUAAAAUUGAUGACAAGAUCUCAAGAUUUCUUUUUUGUUUGCUUGUUUAUUUGCUCAAACCUUGUGAUUUUUUACAAUCUCUCUUAUUAUUGACAUUGUAUGCAGGUCAGUGUGGCCAAAGUGAAAACUUUAUAACUCAGCAUUGAAAUGUGUAUAUAUGUACUGAAACACCUUUCCCUCACUGAAGUAUUUCUUAGUAAGUUAUUUUAUGUUUCUUUUAUUUACAUUUUAGAUUAUGAAUAAAUCUGAAUGUCCUGCCUAUAGCUAUUCAGGAUAGCAUUCUUGAAGGGCUAGUGCUGAUUUCACAUAACCUACAUCUACAUCAACCACAGAAGUCAACUUCUUUCUUACCUUAGCCUUCAAAGUAAAGUUCACUUUUUUCUUCUCUCUCUUAUUUGAAUUGAUUUAGUCCUGUGAGUGUUGUCAAGAGCUCAUUCUUUGACAGAUAACCUAUGGAAUGAUAUGAACAUCACCAGAAUGUUUCCUUUAGGAUUGCUUAAAACAAUUUUAGUUUGGAAACAAAAAAAAAGUUAAUUAUUUAAUAGUUUAAAAUUCUUCUGUAGAACAUCAUUACAUGUCAACCAUUAAGUCGAAAACUUACACGCCACUUUAGAUUCUUUUUAUUUUUUUUGUUCUUACCCGUACUAGAAAUUAACAUUAUUGACUUCAAUUCUCUUUUCUGGGCUGUCAUACAAUAUUUUUCUUCCACUCUAAAUUGGUCUGUAUGAGUAUGUUUUGAACAUAUUUAUUUAUACAGUAUACUCUUGUUAAAAUUUAGCCAUUUGAAAAAAAAAAGUUAUGGUUCAUCAGAAAGAACAUUUAAACCUUAUGCUCAAUUGUUGUUUCUUUCCGAUUGAUCCAUUUCAUGUACUUACAACUUGAAUGAAGGAUAUUUGCUUCAUUUGAUUUUAAGCUUACAAUUUAGAUGUGCAUAUUUUGUCUUGUCUCUGCCCCUUUAUUUUAUUUUUUAACCUAAUCAAAACUAAAUCAACCAAAGCAUUGAUAUUACUGUAUAUGAAAAAUUGUUUUUCUAUGUACAAUAAAGAUUUCAGAUUUUACUAUUGUUUAAAAGAACUUGUUCAAUUUUAAUGAAUCAUGGUUCUACAACGAGGCAUAUAUUGUGUGUAUUCUGCUUAUAAUUGUUUGAUGUAUUUUUGUGUGUACACUUUAUUAAGGUCUUUAUGAAUGUCAUGUUGAGCUGAAAUGUUUUGGGUUAGUCUUAUGUUUUCUUUUCUAUUUUAAUGCCUUUCUUUUUUUUUUCUUCUUAUUUUUGUUUUUAUUCUGUAGUAAUUCCAUUCCAUAAUUUGUGAUUGUUUUAGUAUUUUUAGAAUUUGAAUAGCUGACAUAUCAAAGACCUUUUGGCUAGUUGUUAGUUUAAAAGACUUAAAAAUCAACAUGUUUUGUAUCUAAUUUUUUCGUUUACAAAAGUAAAUUUUUAUUGAUUAUGUUGUUUUGUAAUUUUUUAAAAUAGAAUUUCAUUGAACUUUUAAAAUUUGCUCAAUACCAUGACAACUUUUUUUUUUUUUUUUUUUUUUGUUUCUUGAAUGGCUUUUUAAAAUGUUCAUUUUUUUUUUUCCAAAAACAAAAUUUUGUUUGUUUGUUAUAAAAAAUUUUCAGCUGCUUGAGCUAAAGCCAUAUCUACUGCCAUUUGUAUUAUAAAAAAUGUUAUUUAUGAUAUAAAUAUUAUUUAUAAACAUAUACAUUUAUGUUUCAAUCAUACAUUUCACCUGAUAAACAUGGAGCUGUUGUAUGUGUCUGUAUGUGUUAGUAGUCAUCAUGUCUUUUAAAAUGUAAUUUAAAAAUACUUAUAAUAAAGACUAUGAUAAAUAGCCUGAUUGAUACAUAUUGAACAAAAGAAUACACAUGAUUUUGUUGACAUUUUGCCAUGUCUUUAUAUUGUAUAUGUUUUUUUUUUAAUUUUUAAACUGUUUUUAUUUACUAAACAUUACAAGUUUAGAGAUUUGUUGUUAUUGCUGUUUUGUUGUUGUUGAUAUUUUUUGAAUAAACAAUUUUUAUCAUAGUUGGAAAACAAAAGUAAGAAUAGUGCCAUCUUUAUAGAUUUCAUUUUUUUUUAUCUGUUGUGCUAUUUUCAUGAGUUUUUAAAGCUGUGUUUUACUUCUCUGUAACAUUUGUGUGUGUGUGUGCGUGUCAUUAGCAUAUUUAGCUAAAUAGUGUUCACUACUGUCAAAAAUGUACAUGUAUAUAUUUAUAUUAAAUAUAUAUAUAUAGUGGGUAAGAUUUGUAAAGCUACAUGUCAGACAAAUCUUAAACAAAACAAAAAAAAAGUAAAUAUUAAUUGGCUCUUUUCAAGUGGGAAAAUAACUUCAAUGCCAAUCAGCUGUGAAAUUUGAUUUAGACCAUUAGUGGACAUAGUUGGUAAGGUCUGCCUAUUUCAAAUGGGUGUAUGUUGAUGCAUCUUACUAAGAGCAUUAAGCAGUUAGAGGUACUUUGGGUAAUUACAGUCUGAAUGUAUUAUCCUUAUUGUUGUGAAUUUUAGAAAAUCUGACUUUAGAUUCUGUUUACUCUGUUGUUAAGUAUACAGUGUCAAAAGAUUAUUGUUGUUCUUUUUAAAGGAUUAAUUAACUAGUUUGAAAAAUAGAGAGAAUAAAAAAAAUGUGAAUAAAAACAGCAUUAUUUAAUAAUAUUUUUGAAAAUUAAGUGAUCACUUUUUUAAAAAUCUUUAUUUACAUCAAAUUUCAUGUGUUAUUUUAGCAAAGUUGUGAACCUUUAUUAUUGGCUGUACAUUUUGAUUCGAAAAUCACCUCAUACAAGAUACUUUACCAAAGUAAUUAUGAUAUAAAGAAUAUGGCAAGUAUAUUUGUUUUUUAAAGUUUAAUGGAUCUCAUUUUUUCUAAUUAUUUUUCUUCAAACUUUGGUCAUUCUUUCUGAUAGCAAAUUUUUUUGUAACAAAAGCAUUCACCUUAAUAACAUUAUUAAUAGUGACUGCAACAACAUUGUUUUUUUUGUGGUCUGGUAAAAGUUUUUUUUUUUUUCAAUAACUUACAUUCAUUUAGAAUAGUUUCUAUAGUUAUUUUAUUAAUACUGUUUGAUAUUACAUUUUAAUUUAAAAAAUAAUCAGUAUCUUAAAGCUAAAAAAUAAUUGUCAUAACUUUUUUUAGACAUCAAUAAAAUGUCUUCAUGUAUCUUAAUGGAAAUUUAGCUGUGACUGGCUAAAACUUAUUAGCUUAAGCUUACGUGAAGUGGAUAUUUUUAUUAUUAGCUUUUUGAUUGUAUUCAUCAGUAUAUACUGAGUCUUACUUCUAGUAGCUAUGUCAUUAAAUCCUUAUAUAGAGUCUGCAUACUAUCUGUUAUUUUCCUGUUCAUUAUAAAGGUAUAACACACACAAAAAUCUUGGGAAAAUUUUAAGUAGGUUGAAUUAUUAAUGCAUGUUGCUUAGAGAUUAAAUAUUAAUUAUCUACUUUGUUAGUAUUUGUUUUAUGUUUAAUUUCAACCAAUGCUAAAGACUGCUGAAUACUAUCUGAUGAAACUUAAGCAUUAUCUUGUUUUUAUCUAAAGCUUUGAAAUGUAGAAAAGGUUUAGAAUUUUAAUUAAGUAUUUGGUUUAGUUUUUGAGACUUUUAUUUUUUUAACUUUAAAACAAAUAAUUCUGUGUCUUGUAGCUUUUUCUUUUCCAUCCUGCAUGUACUUUGUUUCAGUAUUAGACUCAAAUCAUUUAUUUGUGUACAUUUUCUUUCAUCAAUAGUUGAAUUUUAUUUGUUACAAUUCUAAACUAACAGUACUGUACUGAAAGGAAGCUAUACAAUUAUUCAUUAUGAUUAAUUGUGAUUUAAAUGUUUAUUCUGUUAAUUCAUAAUUCAAAGUAAUUUGUGUUGGGUUAUGAAAUCUGUUAAGUUUCACUUCCAAGUUGUGGGGAAUAUUUAUUAAUUAGAACAAGAAUUUCAUCUGAUAAAUUGUAAAAAAAAAAAAAAUUCGUUGAGAAUAUAAAUUUUUUUGUUUAGGAUAGCUCUCGCACUUUUCAGAUUAUAUGUAUUGUUUUACAAGAUAGAUGUAUCCAAAAAGAGUUUCAGAAAAUACAUCAAGGUUGUUUCUUUUUAAAAAUGCACCAUUCCAAAAGGUUGUUGAUUGAAAUUGGUGAUGUUUUCAUGUCUAGGCCCUUAAGGUAUUGUUUUGUAAACCACUAGCCCACAUUAUAAUACAGAACGAGAUGCUAGUACAGUUGUGAUAAGCAGUUCUGGUGAUUUUUUCACUUUAUAGUCAUUCUAAUUGGAUACAAAGUUGUCUUUUAAAUAUAUAUAUAUAUAUAUAUAUAUAUAUAUAUAUAUAUAUAUAUAUAUAUAUAUAUAUAUAUAUAUAUAUAUAUAUAUAUAUAUAGUGGAAAAGAAAGUUAUUUCUAUUGUAUCUCAUGGUUACAGUUAUAAUUAGUGCUAAGAUUGUGUAUCAACAUUUGACAGAAUAGUCAUAUUUAUAUUUUGCAAGUUUUUUUUUUUUUUUUUUAGUCUUCCACUGAUUGAAUUUAAUUAACUAGACAAACCAAUAUUACUGAGUGUAAAAUGUUGUUAACUCAUUAAAACAUUUAUUUCUCAA
Messenger RNA from Biomphalaria glabrata, 7220 nucleotides. RefSeq names its product G/T mismatch-specific thymine DNA glycosylase-like. Gene Ontology annotation, biological process: base-excision repair, AP site formation. Gene Ontology annotation, cellular component: nucleus. The transcript is spliced from 9 exons. Gene Ontology annotation, molecular function: mismatch base pair DNA N-glycosylase activity. The record is from RefSeq and is a predicted model, not a curated record. Bases 196 to 1860 code for a protein of 554 amino acids. Lineage: Eukaryota; Metazoa; Mollusca; Gastropoda; Planorbidae.